AUGCGGAUCAUGGGCAGACAACGAAUUGAUUCUCUCAAGCAUACUCGUUUCUUGUCCUAUUUGUUGAUGUUGAUGGUGGCACUGCUGGCUGUUAUUGAACCAUACUUUGCAUUAUCCGGGUUUAGACAUAUCUCCUGGCGACCACGUUCAGCGGGUGCAUCGAAUAAUGAUGAAUAUCUUUCGGGAAUCGGCAAAAUCUUCAUUUUCCCACAAUAUCUCCUAAUAGGCAUUGGGCUUUCGUGCUUGUUGGCCUACCUCUUUCCAAACGUUGCCAAACACGGUGGGAUCAUACGGGCAGAGUAUUUGAUUCUAUACGCCGCCGUUGCAAUCAUUUUCUUGAUUAGCGGCCUGAGUAUCGCAAAGGAAAAGCUUUUACAGCAGAUGCUCAACUACCGUGUCCACGUUCUUGUCCAAGGUAUAUCUUUUCUCGUUGUGCCUGCCACAACGAUUGCGUUCGUCCAUCUGAUCUACACCACGGACCAAAGUCACCGAAUCGACGAGGCGGUUUUGGCCGGAUAUAUUCUGGUGGCUUGUUUGCCGACAACUAUUUCAUCGAAUGUGGUCAUGACAAGAGAGGCCGGAGGCGAUGACGCAGUGGCAUUGGUGGAGGUUUUAGUCGCCAACAUCCUGGGCCCCUUUAUUACGCCUGGGUGGACAGUGACUUUGCUCCCAAAAGCAGCCGAGUUCGACCCCUGGAGAGAUGCCGAUUCCGAUCUGGGAUCGAUGUAUCGUCAGGUUUUCCAGGCAUUGGGUGUCAGCGUACUAAUUCCCUUGAUCCUGGGGCAGGCGGCUCGCUGGACGUGGCCUCGGCAGGUCGAACACAUUGUUCAAAAGUUUUACCUCUCCAAAGUUUCAGGUUGCUGCUUGAUAUUAUUAACGUGGGCGAGUUUUUCCACCUGCUUUGCGACUCAGGCGUUGGAGUCCAUGUCCAAAGAGACCAUCGUAUUCGCGGUAUUCUUUAACAUUGGUCUAUAUUUAUUUCUUACGGGAAUCUGUUUUUUCUUCUGCCGGCCACCGAAAUUCCUCACAUCAAAUCGUUUUGGUGGUCGUGUAUUCCCUCGAUUAGCUCCUGCAGAAACAAUCGCCGUUUGUUUUUGUGGUGCUGCAAAAACCACUGGCCUAGGAAUACCCAUGUUAUACGCGAUGUAUAAAUCGAACGAUGUCUCUUUGAAUGCGAGAAUGUCCGUGCCUGUCAUUUUAUACACCAUAGAGCAAAUCUUUUGCGCUCGCUUUCUGAUCCAACCAUUCCGAUCAUGGUCACGAAAAUCGCAUGGGAAAGGCGCAAGCGGUAGUGAGAGCGUUGAACUCGAGUGCGACUCUGUCGUGACGGACCCGUUAAAUGUCGGUAAUGGAAAGUGA
Molecule: messenger RNA, 1359 nt
Organism: Uncinocarpus reesii 1704
Lineage: Eukaryota; Fungi; Ascomycota; Eurotiomycetes; Onygenales; Onygenaceae
Exons: 3
Coding region: 1-1359 (452 amino acids)
Cellular component (GO): plasma membrane
Source: RefSeq, a predicted model, not a curated record